Messenger RNA from Melanaphis sacchari, 714 nucleotides. RefSeq lists its product as uncharacterized. The record is from RefSeq and is a predicted model, not a curated record. The annotation marks the transcript as partial. The transcript is spliced from 2 exons. NCBI's taxonomy places the organism in Eukaryota, Metazoa, Arthropoda, Insecta, Hemiptera, Aphididae.
AUGUCAAACUUCACGGGUUUCAAUAAUAAUCCCACUGUAGCACAGUUUGAAGCUGCAUACAAAUCCAUUAUAAUCAAUGCUGAAGUUAAAUGUCCAUCGACUGCCAACGCUUUAGCAUUAGACGACACAAGUAUUCUAAGAAUAUCAAGCGCUCCACCAAAAAAAGAAGAUGAGCAAUCUGAAAUGCUAGAUUUGUUAUGUGCUGCAGGAACUGAAAUAAUUGAAACAGAAGAUAUAUUAGACAUUUAUGAGCACAGAAAUUACCUUAAUGAUGUUGUAACAUACAUAGCAGGAUUUGUUGUUUACAAAAUAAAGAAGAAAAUUCUAUGUACAGUUUGUGAAAAAUCUUUGGGAACAAAAGAAUCGGGACCUGCUCUAAUUGGACGUAAAAAUAGAGGUGGUUUAAUUAUACCGAAUCCAGAUAUCAUUGAAAUUUGUAAAAUAGCUGAACGUGUAAUUCGUGGAUACCAAAGAAUUGAUGGGUCAAACGUUGUAAAGAGGAUUACAAUUGAAUGUAUGAGAAAGAUUAAUAUUAAUAAAUAUUUUAUCUCAUUAUCAAAUCAUUUUCUCGAACAAGAACCCUUCAAUAAUCAUCUCCUACAGCUGUUAAAACUAAUUAUGCACAUUUAUAUUACACUAAGACUUCAUCAUAUUAAUUCAUCAACAAAUUCAAUAGAUCAAAAAAUUAGAACAUUCUACACAAAAUUAAUACUU